AUGUUCAAUGUCAAGGCUGCUCUCGCUGCCGGCACGUUUGCUGCGAGCACAGCAUUGGCGCUGCCAGCAGCCACGACCAGCGCAACUCCUACUUCGACCAAUCCAUGUUAUGUAACUCAAUAUACAGCCAUACCUGCCGCCACGGCGUCAUGUACGGCCAUCACCCUCUCGAACAUCCACGUUCCCGGCAAUGAGACGUUGAACCUCUCGAAGCUCAAGACGGGCACAACCGUCACAUUUGCCGGCACGACGACCUUUGGAUACGCAGACGCCAAUUACAACAUGAUUACAGCCGGAGGCACCAACAUCACUAUCACAGCCGAAGUUGGUGCCAUCAUCGAUGGCAACGGGCAAGCUUGGUGGGACGGUCAAGGCAGCAAUGGAGGCAUGACGAAGCCGGACCACUUCUUCACUGUCUCCAAGGCACUCGGCAACAGCGUGAUCAAAGAUCUACACAUCCGCAAUUACCCGACCCACUGCUUCUCCAUCUCCAAUUGUGUUGGACUCGUGCUGGAGAACAUCGUGCUUGACAACUCCGCUGGAAAUGCGCCCAACAACCGAUCCGGCGGGUUACCAGCCGCGCACAAUUCGGACGGCUUCGACUUGAGCUCUUGCAACAACACCAUCAUACAAAACAGCGUUGUGUCAAACCAAGACGACUGCGUGGCCAUCACCUCUGGUAACAACAUCACUGUCUCCGGCUUGGUUUGCACUGGCAGUCAUGGCUUGUCGAUCGGCAGCGUAGGCGGCAAGUCCAACAACAAUGUAACAAACAUAACCUUCAAGGACUCGACUGUGCUCAACAGUCAGAAUGGGGCUAGAAUCAAGAGCAACUCCGGGACAACCGGCCACAUUGCCAACGUUACCUACGAGAACAUUGUGCUGGGCAAUAUCUCCACAUACGGCAUUGAUAUCCAGCAAGACUACCUCAACGGCGGUCCAACCGGCAUCCCAACGAACGGCGUGACCAUCACCGGUGUAAGGAUGUCGAACGUUAUCGGCACCGCGCAGAGCACGGCGAAGAACUACUACAUCUUGUGCGGACAAGGGAGUUGCUCUGAUUUUACGUUCGAGAAUGUGCAUGUUGUGGGUGGCAAGGGCUCGAGCUGCAACUUUGAGCCGUCUGGUAACUUUGUGUGUGCGCCGUAG
Baudoinia panamericana UAMH 10762 is the source of this 1149-nucleotide messenger RNA. RefSeq names its product glycoside hydrolase family 28 protein. Lineage: Eukaryota; Fungi; Ascomycota; Dothideomycetes; Mycosphaerellales; Teratosphaeriaceae. Gene Ontology annotation, cellular component: extracellular region. Gene Ontology annotation, molecular function: polygalacturonase activity. Gene Ontology annotation, biological process: pectin catabolic process. The transcript has 3 exons. The record is from RefSeq and is a predicted model, not a curated record. Bases 1 to 1149 code for a protein of 382 amino acids.